This is a messenger RNA of Phyllopteryx taeniolatus (common seadragon), 9184 nucleotides long. It is a transcript of the gene znf638, whose product is annotated as zinc finger protein 638. Gene Ontology annotation, molecular function: zinc ion binding; RNA binding. The coding region runs from base 266 to 8953 and encodes 2895 amino acids. The record is from RefSeq and is a predicted model, not a curated record. Gene Ontology annotation, cellular component: nucleus. The transcript is spliced from 31 exons. Lineage: Eukaryota; Metazoa; Chordata; Actinopteri; Syngnathiformes; Syngnathidae.
GUGACCACGACCAAGCGACUCUGAAAGGAAAAGCCGAGUGGAUGAGCUGAGAUGAGACAUUCCCGCUGAGGAAGUGUUCCUGACCAGUGGUCCAGUUCGCUGCAAUAACACCCUUUUUUUUGUUUUUUGUUUUGUGUAACUUUUUACAGCUUUGCGUUGACAUCGUAGCAUUGUACCUCUUCUCCCGCUCCAGGCCCCCCAAACGGCCUCCUGUUCGUUCGGUGGACUCGCCGGGAGCUCGUCCCUGAUUGGCUCACGGUCAGGCAUGUCCCGUCCCCUGUAUACCUCUUAUGCGCCUCAAACAAGGCAGGGCGAGAGAGACGCCCGUACGUCGUCUACUCUCGUAGGACUUGGACCCAGCCUCGGCUCUUCUGCCGGUCGCUCGCAGGCUUCCGGCAGCAUGGCGAUUCCCUCGCUGGUGCCUAAUUAUCGGCCCAAGCAAAGAGCCAAGACCAAUGAAGACAUGCAGGCUUCGGCUCAAGACGCUCACAGGCGAGAGUUCCACUCCCCGGGUGCGGCAACGAGCUCAUACCAAAACAUCAGCAGACACUCGGACGGUGGCGGUAGCUCCUUCAGUUGCUUGUCCAGCUAUGACCGAGCCGCCGCUGACGAUGCCUCCCCUGCUUAUUAUCGUCCGUCGGCUUUGGCGGGGGGCCGUUCGUCGUUUCGUGUCUCCGGUGAGGAGGAUCGCGACCUCCGCGCCAUUCCAGGCCAACAUUACAGCAAACCCGACGUGGCCCAAUCCUCUGAGCCCACUCACCCCAGAUAUACCUCUGAGACGGCAGCCAACAUCCUGGUGCACUUUGGACUUGAAAAGGAUGACUUGGAACAUCUUAUCUCCUACCCUGAAGACCAGAUCACCCCUGCCAACUUGCCCUUUAUCUUGCGCCAAAUCCGCAUUCAGAAGUCCAAGAAGGCCUCGGAUGCCGAUCGGCCCAAACCCAUCUCUGAACCUGCCCCCGCCCGAGGCCCUGCUCGCGGGGACAGUUGGAGAAGUCCUGGACUGGUAGGGAUGAAACGAGAGGAUGCGCCGUCUCCUCUUCUCCAGUCGAGUACGGUCAUCGACUACGGGCAUAUGAGCAAAUACGCUGACAGGGUGGAGGUUAACGUAGAGAGCAGAACUAAAAGAGCUGAGGGCGACAAUUUGAUGACAAUGGACAAUUUGGGCAGAAGUCGCGGUCAAGAGCCGGCGCAGCAGGUGGGAAGAAGCGCCGCCGCCCUGGUGUCGUCUUCCUUGGAUCAGCAGGCAAGUUCCAGCUCUUACUUCCCCUCCAUCCUGACAUCUGCCCCUCCCAAAAUUCACGUCAAACAAGCACCGACUAGUGCACAGUCAAUGUUCCCCUCUUUCUCUCUGCUGGCUAAAGACACAGAUACUCGAGACAUCAAAUCUCAAGCCCCAAACCCCGCUAGUUUUGAGCAAGUGCAGGCUAAGCCUAAACCCAACUUUAAACCACAACCCCCCUCCAUUUCGCAUCGUCACAUCCAUCCCAGCAGACCUGAUCUCGUGGUCCUCGGAGGGGAUGACUCCAGCAGGAGCAGUGAUGACGUGUGUAAAAGUCAAGCUCCAGCUGUUGCAGAGAAGUGCCCAAAACAGCAGACGCCUACACAGCAGCAGAAUAUCAAGAGAGGGCAGCAACAAAAUCAGGAGUCCACGCAGAAGCCACCAGAAGUAAAGAAGCAGCAGCAGGCGCCCAAGACCGCGGCCAAGCCGAAGCCCAAGCCGCAGCCCGCCAAGCCCAAGCCGCAGCCCGCCAAGCCCAAGCCGCAGCCCGCCAAGCAGAAGCCGCAACCGGCCAAGCCCAAGCCGAAGUCGGCCGUGCCCAAGCCGCAGCCGGCCGCGACGAAGGCCUUGUUGCCGACCGCCCCCCAGUUCACGCAGCUGACGUGGCAGCAGAGUUUCACCGCGGGGCAGCAGUUUCAUCCCAUCCCGCCCACUCUUCCCAGCCUCUUGAGCACGCCUACACUUACGUCGUUCGCCCCGCAUCCGCGUUCCGUCGCCCUCCGUCUCCCGCAACCCCAGGCGCAGAUGUCGGCGUCCCUGGAUUUACAGACGACAGCCAUGAUGCUGGACUAUGUGGCGGCCACGCCCAGAGUCUUUCCACACACGUGUUCUCUGUGUAAAAAACAGUGCGGCCUGAUGAAGGACUGGCUCGAUCACCAGAACUCCACCCUUCACCUUGAGAGCUGCAAAGUCUUUUGCAAGAAAUAUCCACAAUGGGAUGGAGAGGUGGUGAAUGUCCUCGAGGAUAAAGAACGAGAGAAGUCUGCGUCCACCCCACAAUCUCAGAGUAAGAAGCCCCAACGAAGGACUCGUUCAUCUUCCCGCUCUGCUUCUUCCCGGCGCCGACGCACCCGCAGCUCGGAUGCUCUAAGAGAGAAAAGGAGGAGGAGGAGUCGAUCGCGCUCGCCUCACAGUUCCAGAUACAAACGCAGGUCUCGUUCUUACUCCACAAACUCGUCUGACUACGGUCGUUCGCGCUCCAGAAGUUACGGAAGGCGCCCUGUGCGCCGAAGUCAGGAGGCGCAUUCGUCGUCGAGGAGGAGCCGCGAAAGGCGGUCGUCGUCGCGCAGGCGGUCGUCGUCGCGCAGGCGGUCGUCGUCGUCGCGCAGGCGGUCGUCGUCGUCGCGCAGGCGGUCCUCGUCGCCGCGCAGGCGGUCCUCGUCGCCGCGCAGGCGGUCCUCGUCGCCGCGCAGGCGGUCCUCGUCGCGGAGAAGCCACGAUAGGCGCCCGUCACCAAAGAGAACCCGCGAGAGACGGUCACCCUCCAAGAGGAGCCAUGAAGCGACCACAGAUCCGCGGAAUAGCCAGCAGACGUCAACCAGGGCAGAGAGCCUUGCAAAGAAGCUUCUGGAAUCAACAGCUGUCCAGUCUCUGUCAAGAGAGUCUGACGUGGAGGCUAUGGUUAAAACUCUGGCCCCCGCCUUGUUGGCGGAACUGGCCAAAUUGAAGUCGACUCGUUCAAGCUCUUCCAAAGGAAGCGCCGCUGCGGCAUCCACUGCCACCACCUCAUCUGUAGGCAACAAAAAGCCGGCGGUAGCCAAAACCACCUCCGAGUCUGCCAAAGCCUCCGUCCCAACCAUUGUCACACUUGGAGGAAUUCACCAUUCUCUCAGUUACAGCGACAUUGUGUUUCUCGCCGAGCAGUGCGGAAAAACCAAAUCGGUCGUCUUGUUUCGCUCCAUACGGGAGGCAGUUGUGUGUUAUGAGAGCCAGGAAGAUGCAGAGAAACUGAGGAACAAAAGCAACCUCCAACUGAAAGGUUGGCCAAUCAUUGUUGUGGAAGAUAAGGAGAGAGUCCCCAGGGUGCAGAAGACCGAUCUUCAGAAAAAUCCCCCUGCGCCGUCCAAAGUCUCGAAGACCCAAUCGUCGAAAAGUACCUGCGCCACGCCCGCUGCUCAGGGCAAAGCGAAGAAUGUCCCAAGCAAACAGAUCACCAAGACGGUGAAAAAAGCUGAAACAUGCACAGUGAAUGCACCAGCAGGCGCUGUUGGAAAGAACGUCAACGCUGCAGACAAGCAGCACAAUGUGAUAGCCAAGAGGACAGAACCAGAAUCCGUAGAGGUGACAGAAGCUCCGCAGCAAGCCGUGGCUGAAAGCAAGCUGCCGAAGGAAGACGUGAGCGACCCGCGACCUCCACCCGAUCCAGAUCGUCCUGAGCCCGUGGAAGUGGACCCUUGUUCGACGGCCGAGGAGCAGAACCAGCAGAGUACCGGGCCCGAAGCGGAACCCACAGAAGGACCAGUGCCUGCCCAAGGCGACUCACCUGCCGAACACCCAUGCGACGCUGGAGGCACAGCAGUGCAGCAACAAGCCAAAAGGCCAACAGACGCAGCUGUCGUGGAGGAGGCGGUGACCCCACGUGGCUCUGACGCCUCACUGGUGGAGGAUUUGGUGACCUUAUGCGGUUCUGAAACGGCAUUGGUGGAAGAGCCUGCGCCCCAACAUGGCUCGAAAGAAGAAAUGGUGGAAGAUGCGGCGCCCCCGCGCAGCUCAGACGUAGCAGUGAAGGAGGAGGAUGUGGUGGCCCCAAGUGGUUCCGACGCAGCUGUGAAGGAGACUGUGGCGCCCUCUCGCGGCUCCGAUGCGGCAGUGGAGGAGGACGCGGUGGCUCCGCGGGGCUCCGACGCCGCAGUGAAGGAGGAGGUGGCGCCCCCAUUGAGUUCUUAUGCAGCUGAAACUCUCACCAUUGGAGAGAGGAUGAAAGAACAUCUGUUUCGAAACAGAAUCCCGUGCCUCAAAACCAAAACCUGCUUCCAAAAAAGAUUUUUUUCACUCGACAAGAAGCAUCUGUUGAUAAACAACCUGCCCGAUGAUGUGCACAGCUACUGCGAGCAGGACCUCAUCGAGGUGGUCAAGCCGUUUGGAUUGGGGCCCUUGGAUGAGAGCAUCUACAUUAUUCCUCAAACAAAAAUGGCAAUUGUUCAGCUGUCGGAUGCGGAGGGCGCGCAGGCCGCCAAGAAAGCCAGCAGUCGCGGAAAAUUAACUCUUGGAGGCUCUCAAAAGAGACUGAUCGUUUCCAUCCUGGGCAUAGACGUCCCUAUGUGGCCGGCUGGCUUCUAUCACUCGGUGAUGAAGAUGAUGUCUUCUCCGGUGGUGCAGUUCCGCCCGAGAACCAUCUUCAUCAAAAGCAUUUCGCUGAGUGACACCGCCAGCCUCCGGGAAGCGUUGAAGAAGAUCGGCGGUGUCAAAAACUUCAUGCCGCUCCUCAACAAGGUCUUUGUAGAAUUUGAGUCUGAUUGCGAUGCAGAUCGCUUGGGAGUUUGGUACUUCCUCCUCGAUCAAUGUCCUGCCUAUCAGCUCCACAGGCUGGGCCUGCCUCGAUCAGGCACCGCACUGCCACCGAGACUUCCUGAGAAAGCCAUCCCGGACAGCAACGUGGCAGCUGCUGGGGCAACCGUUCUGACCUUUAAAUUUGGCAUCCCGCAAGGCACCCAUUCCCCAUUCUAUCUGCCCAUGAGGUCAAAACCCUACCUGUUUGUAACCCAUUCCCCCUGGUUUGUCAUCCCAGAGUUCCUGACUAUCAGAGAAGCAGCCGACAUUGACAAGGCCACGUGUCACGCUGCGGUGGCGAUGCCAACGAUCAUGUUGACGGGUUUGCCUGAACAGUAUUACAAACACGAGGACGUGGCCCGGCACGUGUGGCCACAUAUGGACCCGAAGGACCUUCAGGGGCUGCACUACAACGUGAGCGUGCUGCCGCUCCAGAGGAGGGCUUUUGUGCAUUUCAGUGAGUGGAACGCUUGCCACCAAUUCCUCCGCAGUCACCUACAGAAAGCGGUGUCGGUGCAGCGCCACCAGCUCGCGGUGCACUUUGUCCUGCAGCCCAUGUGCCCUGAACACAGUGAGGAGGACAGAUACGCGUCGCUGAUGCGGCUGAGUUACUCGCACGUCGGCGAGGUGGAGUCGCUGGCUGAGCGCCUGCUUUGUGUGGAGCUCUCUGAGACCCAAAAAACCACCAUUCAAUUCGUUCUACAUUUGGUCUCUUCUCACGCCACGUUUGUCAACUUCCUCCCUUUGGCCAACCGGAUAUUCAUCGAGAUGGCCGACUCCACAGGAGUUACCCGCGUGUUGGAAAAAUCGAAAUAUUUUUCACCAAGUUCUCUGAAAGACAGUGCCGCUUGGAUUCCAGUUAAAUGCUUUGAGAGCGUGAAGUGCUUGAAUCUGCGCCUUCAGGAUCAGAAGGUGAUUCCAUCGGAUCUCGAGAUGGACAGCUGCAUUGAGGCCGCCCCGCAGGGUGUCUGCCCGAUGUCUCCCGCCAGUCCAUCAGCUGACGCCGAACAACCCACCAAGGGGUUCGCGCCAGCACCGCAGGAGGAAGAAACGGCAGCCGAAGAUGACCGUAAGAAACUGGAAUGUUCGAUUGCUCGAGAGCCCACAGCUGCUCUCGAGGUCCGUGACGGUGCGGAGGACAUUUCGGUAAAGGCGGAAGAUGGGCCAGUGUCGGCUUCAGCCUGUGGUGACAGUGAGACCCCGCCGCCUGCUGUUUGCGAUAACAGUGCGACAGCCGUACGUAAGGAGGAAGAGGCGCCUCCCGUUAAAGAGGAAGAAGCCCUUGGCAAAAGUGAUGACGCACUGCGGGAAGAGGAUUUUAAAAACAUUUCUUCAAAUGCACUUCUUUUUGAUGAGCAGCCCUUCAACAUGGAUGACUUUGUCACAGUCGAUGAAGUGGGUGACCUGGAGGACAGCGGGGGGGGCCCCGCCGAGGCCCCCUCCUUAUCCAAGCGAGCUUCUUCCCCAGCUGCUCCGUGGUCUGCUUCCAAAAGGACCAAAGCGAGCACCUCCAAAGAGUCAAAGAGCUGCACGGCGUCCCCGUCAGCCUCCACCAGGGCGACCAGAAGCUCAUCAAGAAGGGGCAUCUCUUCUGGGUCUCUGUCUGAGCCCCCUAAAAAGUCCACCAGAGCCCAAAGCAAAGCCAAAAAAUCUAAUAAUUCCUAUGUAAUGCUGUUGUCUUCCACUGCUUCUGAAAAAGAGAAUUUGGCGACAGUAGCCAGUGAGGAAAGCUUUCACGUCUUGGACAGUGUCGGCGAUGACCAGAAAGCUCUCUCGGACGAAGCCAGCCGCAUGGGGCUCGAUGUCACUAGAGAUGGUGCGAUUGAGCCGCAAGCAGCUCCGGAGCAGGACAACAGCAGUCGGGUUGAAAAUGCUGACGAAGAACAGCCUAAAGUUGAAAAGCAGGAUGACAGAGGAGGAGAAAAAGAGGUGGUGACACACGUGAAGGAGGAAGAUGUGGACAUAGAGCAGUCGGCAGAAUCCUGCCAAACAAACGAGGAUGCUGCGGAGGAUCCAUCCUCAGUUGACCUUGACAAAAAAGUUGUAGAGACUUCCAGUUGCUUGCUAGGCAAAGAAGACACCAUGGCUUCAGGGCGAGAAGCCAAAGAAGAAGAAGAAGACGACGACGACGAAGGAGCACCAGCAUACCAGGUGAUUGAUUCUGUGGAAGAGCUCUCAGCUUCCAUUGAGGAGGAGCACAGUGUCACAGAAGCAUCCAAGAGUCGUGCUACUCCGAGCGGAGCAUCCAAGAAUAGAGCGCGGAUGUCGGUAAAGAAGCAGGCGCACACCACCGCCCCACCCCAUGAGCCUGAGGAGUACCUUGUGGUCGAUACUUUACAAGUUGACCAUUCCGGCGGCAGCACCCCCACGGCAGGUAGGAGGCGGAGCACCAGAGGAAAGACUCAAGAGAAAAGUACCAAAAAAUCUGCGACGGACGAGGAGGACACUUUCCACAUUAUAGACUCUGUGGAAGAGGAACCGAAGGUCACCACGAGGGCUACCAGAGGGAAAAGAGGGAGGCCACCUAAGAAUGACGCAUCGAGUGAGAACAGAGUUCCGGUCUCGAAGAGGACAACUCCUGCUAGUACGUCGCAUGAAACCGCCAAGGAGAAAACGCCAAUGAAGACUGAGGUCGUCAUUAAAGAGGAACCCACAUAUCAGGUACAGAACCAGGUGAAGGUUCCUCCAGCUCCAAAAGGAAAAGGAAGAAAGGGAAGAACGAGGAAAGAGGUGAAAAGGAUAAAAAUGGAAAAAAACGACACAGGCGAUGAAGAAGAAGCCACCACAUUCCAGGUCCUGGACUCUGUGGAGGACGAGACAGGCCAGGAUCUGCCGUCUACUGAGCACACGCAGAAUAGUCCAAAAAAGAAAGACGCGACCGACGACAUAAAUCUCGAGGAUGAGGAGGAAGCGAUGUAUCAAGUGGUUGAUUCUUUGGAGGAAGAUCCGGCUCAGGAAGAGGCGAGCGUCACAGAAGUUUGCGGUCCAGUGAAGACAGAAGAACAGCAAACCGAGUUGGGAGAUAUAGUCACGAAAUGUGACAGCAAACUGGAGACUGGCGUGAAGGAGCCAGAGGAGCCUUCCCAAAUGCAGAACAAGACGCAACAACACGAAAUGCCUCUUGCGACCAGCGCGCUCACGCUGGAUCAAGUGAGCGACGAAGAGGAGGACUUCUCCGACGACGUGGCCGAGAAGGAGGAGGAGCCGAAGGGGCGAGCCGAGAAGGACCGGAAGAAAAGCCAGCGCCGGGAGCGGAGCGAGUCCGGCGCAAGGCGCGCCAGACGAAGUGAGGAUGAGGAAGAGCUGGUCACUGUGGACGAGUUGCUUACGGAGGAGACGGGCGAGGAGCGAGCGCCAGACAGCACAACGUGGGAGGGCAACGUCUCCGAGGGGGAGCUCGCUUUGGUCACUCUGGAUGAGAUUGUGCUGGAGCAGAAGGAGGCAAUCGGGCAGGGCCCGCCCAGCGAGGAAGGACAAUCGGAGGACUGUCUGAAUCCCGAGACUCUGCUGACUUUAGAUGAAACUGGCGACGACGACGAGGAGGAGGCGAAGAAAGGCGACGCUGUGGGGACCUGCGAGUCUGCUGAACGCAAACGUAGCGAUGAGACAGAGGACGACACGACCUUGGUGACACUGGACCAUGUGGGACACGUCGAAGAGGACGUCUUGAGAUGCGCCAUCGAGGAGAGACGCCAAUCGACGUCUGAGAGAAUCUCAAUCGGAAUGAACCAGGUGGAGGCGGCGGCGGCGCGUGACGCUCCCCGGCCACCGAUCGUCCACUUGGAGGACAAGCAGGAAAAGGAGGAGUGGGAAGAGGAGGAGGACAAGAAGGAAUCUGCAUCUGCUGGACAGCGCGUCCAAGGUUCACUGCAAAAACUGGGUAAAGGCAAACGCUUGGCGGAACUCACUUUGACCCCAGUGAAGCGAUCACGUUCUGAGUCUCCGUGUGGCACUGCGGGUUUUGUACUGCCAUCCUUCAAACCCAACAAGCCUCUCGGUACAGAGUUCAUCAUGCCAAAAUCUGGUUAUUUCUGCGACCUCUGCGCGGUUUUUUACGUGAAAGAGAGCACGGCCAAAGAGGUGCACUGCAGCAGCAAGAGACACUACGACAACUUGAAGAACUACUACCGCAAGUGUGAAGAGGAUUCAAGAGCAUCCACUCAAGGCUCCGUCUCUGAUUGAACUCCUUUCCCAACGACUCUCAAAUGUUUCCUUUUCACCUUUGAAAUGAGUUUUCCUUCGUACAAUUUGGAUUGAAGAGCUCCAGCAUGUUAACGUUUUUAGUCUUUUUGGUUUUUGUAGGUAAUGCAAAGGGGACACAACAGAAGUUGUCAUGUAAGAGUUUGUUUUUUUUUGUAUGUAGUCAGAUCGAUGACAUGUACACUGUUUAUUAAAUGCUCACUGUAAAAGGUU